AUGGCGCAGCAAACUGCAUAUGUUGAUGCUGCCGUCAAUAUUCCAUAUGUGGUUGAUUCAGACGAUGAUGGAAUAGUCCCCCGUGAACUAGAGAAAAUGAGAAGCAUAUUGGAAGAGUCGAUGCUGGAAACGCGCAGCAUGCCUCUCGAAAAUCGACCACGACUUUCGCACAUACCCCUUAGCAAGCGAAAUCGGGCUGUCGUGUGGGCUCUUAACCCAAUGCUGGUGACCUAUUUGGAAGCCAGCCGGGAUCUUUGCGAGACGGACUCAAUUCUUUUUUUGCACCGCACUGACAGUAUGCCUUAUUACUGGCGCCAAACUUCCCAUGGCUGGACGUGCUACUCGACAAAAUAG
Messenger RNA from Parnassius apollo (apollo), 354 nucleotides. The record is from the annotation of a GenBank genome assembly. Lineage: Eukaryota; Metazoa; Arthropoda; Insecta; Lepidoptera; Papilionidae.